Molecule: messenger RNA, 4995 nt
Organism: Pangasianodon hypophthalmus (striped catfish)
Lineage: Eukaryota; Metazoa; Chordata; Actinopteri; Siluriformes; Pangasiidae
Gene: nfkbid
Product: NF-kappa-B inhibitor delta
Exons: 12
Coding region: 2482-3807 (441 amino acids)
Biological process (GO): regulation of gene expression
Cellular component (GO): nucleus
Molecular function (GO): protein binding
Source: RefSeq, a predicted model, not a curated record
UCGAGCUGUCAACAGGUCUCCUGUAUGUUAAUGGCUUUGGGUUGAAGUUAUGGGGUGAUAAUGUGUAAGCAUGACGUUACCUGGCUUCAGUGAGUAAUAAACAGAGGGGGAUCUUCAUUUGCACGGAGGAUCCCCGGUAGUAAGAGCUAUACAGCUUAAUGUUGCGUGAAAUCAGACCCAGAGAAACUCCUGUUAGGCUAUCCCCUCCCUUCCGUGCUUUAUUUUCACUUCUCGUUUAAAAUAGGUGUGGGGCUUAGGACGAAGCUCUGACUACAUUUUGUCUGUUUUGUUACACAUGGCUAGCCUACCGUUAUCUCAAGAAGCAGAGAGAGAAAGAGAGAGAGAGAGAGAGAAAGCGCGAGCCCACACUCGAGCAGGUGCGACGGAGGAACGUACCAUUUCAGGAAAAAAGGACGGGGGCGGGGGGAUAGUGAAGUGAUAGCAGUUUGUUGAUUUUUAUUAUUUUAACAAAUUUGUUAAACCUGGUAAUGGACUGCCGUGCUGGGGUGUAGUAUUUGCGAGAAUAGGAGUUUCACCAGAUGGUGUUAAACCGCGGCUGAGACAGAGAGACAGCACGUUACCGCUUGCGGGUCUAGAGUGGCGGAAUCCCCGCCCCGCCUACGCGCGUGACUCACUGGUCAGGGAUUUCCGUUUGCACACGAAGAGGGCAUCCCUGUCGCCACACCCACGACCUCACACUACAGGGUCAAGCCGCGACGAUUAAAGAUCAUCUUUGGUCAUGCUUAAUGUCACCAUGACGGAUGAUCUCAUUUAAAGUCACUGAUUGAGAUUACGUUAUAGGGCUUUCUUCUAUAGAUCAUAGAGAUGGAUGCCUGAAGAUUAUAACUCUUAAUAACAUUUGAUAACAUUUAUUCCUGGGUUAUAUACGAGCCAAAUGUACUUGCAUCAGUUCAAAUCACUGUACUGGGGAAUCAACAUAGAAAGAUCUCCUGGGAUUGUCAUCCAAAUGUAUAUACUGGUAUGUUAUAUGGCUGGGUAAGUUCCUAAUAUAAUUCAUCACAGAUCAACAAAAUAUAAGCUGUAAAAAAAAAAAAAAGAAGAAGAAAAAGAAAAAGUGACAGCUCUCCCUCAUUUGUUUCAUAGCAUCAUUUACAUGGGGGUGUUUCUGUAAGUGACACGGUUGACAUAACUUCUUUGCUUACUAAACAGGGAUGUCCUUUGUGUUUUGGUAAACCCCUUAAUGCAGCCACUUGUUUACUGACCAAAACACAGGAUAUGACAGGAGCUAAUAGAUGAAGAUGUUUAUGAUGAUUCAGUUAAAAACAUGGAUAACCUGGUGUGUCAUGUUCUAAAUAUAGAAUACUAGAGCAUUUUUUUCCUAUAUACUUAGGAGAGUAGACUUGAGUGUGUGAGUGCGUUGUGAGAUUGUGGUGAUGAGGUGUUUGAAGAUUUGGGCUGGUAGGAGUAAAGUGAAACUAAAGUGAGAGGAGAACAAAUAAUGAAAAAAAAAAACAAAAAAAAAAACGGCUGAUAGGAAAGGGAAUUCUCCAAGACCAGCCAGGCACAGUGGAGUUUCCACACUGCCUCAACUUGCCUCGUCUUCCUCUUUUGAAUCCUCUGCCAUGAAAGUUGCUCACUUCAGUAGUUUUCACAGAAACUGCUGUUUUUUCCCCUGUGAGGGGAUAUGGAAAGCGAAAAGCAAUUCAUCUCAGCCCAGCUCUUUACUUGCAUAGUUCUGCCCAGUGAUAGGUUAUUUUAAGUUACAAUUAUGUAACUUAAAAUGCUGUAUUAGUUGUGAAUGGAUCCUUCCUUAAGUAAUGAAACUUAACAAUCCUCUAAAAAGUCUCUGUGUAGGAGACCUUUAUUCUGUGAAAUGUCAAAAACUAGCUUUUUGGUUCAGAACUUGCUUCUUAAAAUCCAUACGUAUGUUGGCAGUAGUAAGUCAAGCAUUGCCAGCGUAGUACAAAGUGUGAGUGUUAGGCAUAGCAACAGAAACUAUUGAGGCCCCAUACGUCAAUAAGGCAGGAAGAUGUGGUUCGCCACGCAGCGUAACGGAGCAAAGGAAACAGAAAAAUGCUUUGCGACAUUCGCCACGGCUUUCUGUCGAGGAGAACAGGUUCAACAUGAUCUCACCACCUCUUUUCCUAAUGGAAUACUUUCCUCAUGGUUUGUGUGACGAGAACGAAACACCUCUGAUGGAAAUUUCAGACUUAUCUCACGUUUUUGGGGUUGAAAUUUUGAAGAAAUGUUCCUCUCUGUCUGUAGCUGUUGACCACUGGAAACCCGCCGAUAUUUGCAUUAGGCUUUUUUUCUUUUCUUUUGCUUUUUUCCUUUGCGCCAAAGGAGAAGCCGUGUUACACGCUGCCCACAGUAAAGAAGCUCCUGGAGCAGAAGAGAAAGCGAGAGACGUCUUCAGCUCCUCCGAUCUGUGCCUCGGCGACCAAUAACGCUGGUGCUGCUGCGCCAAUCCCAGUUUCAACAUCAGAUCCGUCUGCCGGUGCAAACAGCAGCUACUCAGAUAUGGCAGCAAUGAGAUAUGACCGGUGGGAUGUAGCCAUGCAGCCACACUCCUCACCUUUUCAGGAGUGCAGCUCCUUCCCCUCUAUGUGUCUGAAUUAUAUAACAGACUCUCCAGGUCCUCUCAGCUUCGCAUCUGCUCCGGUUUAUAGCCAAGGCUUAACCUCUGCAGAACCUCAGCUUUCCAGCUAUAAUCCUCUUGCACCGCAGGACUGUCAGAGUGCACAGAUUCCACAGCAUUUUCAGCCCAGUACAGAGUGUCCCGUGACUUCAGCCAUGCCCAGUGCCAGCGCUGAUCUCAGGACUCAGGGUAUAAGUGUACCAAGCUCUGGUUACUUAUGGUCCUCUGGGUCCAGAGGUCAGGCAUCGACAGGCCCCUGCAGUCUGUCAGUUAGGCCCCAGAUGGACAUGGACAUGGCUAAGCUGGGUGAGGCACGGCACUUCCUGCAGGGCAUGGAUUACAGCAGAACCACAUGGAAGGACGAUGAUGGAGACACAAUUCUGCACAUAUACACUGCUAAGGGUCAAAGGGAAUAUGCCUUUGCUGCAGCUGAGAAAUUGCAGGAGCUUGGCAAAUUGGACACAAAAGAGCACAGGGGAAAGACUGCAUUACUGGUAGCAGUGACAGCCAAUCAGCCAGAGAUCGUGCAGGACCUGCUCUCUCUGGGCGCCGAUAUCAGCCUCUGUGACAUCAAAGGUCAAACCGCUCUGCACCUGGCAGCCACAUAUGGCUUUCCCCAGGUCAUGAAGGUUAUCCUCUCUAUGGAACACGGAGUCAACCUGGAGGCCCGCAAUUUUGAAGGUCUAACCCCAUUGCACUGUGCGGUGAUCUCCCACAAUGCCACAAUGAAGGCUCUUGCUUCCACCUCCUCUUCAUCCUCUGCCUGGCUAAAUGAUGGCAAUCUACAAACUCAGGCUGAAAAUAAACUCAUUUGCCUGCAGCUGCUACUGGAAGCAGGCGCUUCCCCACUCAGCCAGGAAAUCAAAAGUAAUAAGACUGUACUCCACCUGGCUGUAAAGGAGGGAAAUAUCCAGUUGGUUCAUUUUUUCCUGAAACUCCAGCUGCCCGACCUGCAGACCUUUAUCAACAUGAAGGCACACGGACACACAGCUUUGCACAUGGCGGCAGGGUUGCAUGGGAGCCCAUAUCAGGAGGAACUGAUCAGACUGCUGCUUAGCAGAGGAGCUGAUCCAAGUAUCCGCAACCUGGAGAACGACCAGCCUGUGCAUCUGCUGCAAAGCGGAGAACAAGGAGAUAAGCUCAAGCUCAUCUUAAAGAAGAGGAAUGCCUCUAGGCGGCGUAUCACAUCCUUACAGGACCAAGAGUGACCAGGACUGCUUUCCAGUCCCAAUAUGUCUCCCUUUACUUCUCAUAGGGACUUCUCAUAGAUCUGCAUUCACUCAAGGGAAAUUAGCGGAGAAACAUAUAAAAAAUAAAAUAAUUUAAUGAAAGCGUAGUCAAAGCAAAUUAUAAAGAAACUCUGGAUUAGGAAAUCUGCUGAAAAGGUGCCUCCAAGUCUUCUAUUCCUUGACUGAAUUCAGAUCUUGAUUUUAUAAUGGAUUUUAUCUAUAGUAUCCUCACAUGAGGAUUUUCUGAGAUCAUUAUGUCUAUUGUUGCAGAGUGCUGCAUCAUUUUUGACCCAUUUCAUGUCACUGACCUUUCUUGUAAAAAAAAUACUCAUGAAAAUGUGAUUUCUGUGAAAUCAUCUGUAGGGGUUCAAGUCGAAUUUCCCACCGUUUUUAUAAACCAUAUUGGUUUGGAAUUUUCUCAGUACACUACACUGCAUCAGUGUUGUCACCUUGCUAAAAAAAACCAAUCUAUUUAUUCUUUUUUACUCAUGUGUUACAUAUAUGUAUUAUUUGCUAGUAUUUGACUCAGGUAUAAAUUAUUUUCAUGCAGGAGCUCUGUGUUCUAUUUGUAACCUUUGUGGUUAUACAGAGAGGGUAAGCAGAGCUCAUCAGUUAUAGCUUGAAUGUGAGUGUUUUGAUGAGUCAUUAUAGGGGGUGAAAAUGUCACGCUUUUUUACGGUGACCUCAGCAUGGCAUUCAUCUCUCCAGUUGAGACUGAUAAUGUCAUUUACAUCACCUAGCGAUAUGCAAUAUGAUAUGUAUAAUAUAAUUAACAUAUAAUGUAAUUAUAUUAUCUGUUGAAUUUUUAAAGACAUCAGAAUUAGAAGUGACUCUAUUGCUAAGUGAAAAAGACAGGGUGUGGGAAUGGCUAAGGGGAUUAUCUCAUGUGAAUCACUGGGUUUCUGGGACUUGAGUGCCUUGUAAUUCAAAUAAGGGGGAAAAACAUUAUACUGUCAUUGCUUUGCAAAGCAGAGUGAAAUGAUUGUUAAUUUAUCAGAAUUGUUUGAGUGUUUCAUGUAAUCAGAAACCAAAAAUUAUCUACUUGUUCUAUAUUUUUUCUUUUAACAAUGGAUUAAUAUUAAUAUCAACACUGCAAUUAAAUCAAACUUCCUUUUUGAAUGUAAUACACUGACUAAAUGAAUUGUUUCAAUCUUCAGCAAUGGCAUU